AUGCCGGCUGCUGCCUCGUCAGCAUCCUCAGCGGCAGCAUCCUCUGCUAGGCCGUCCCCUCGCGCCCCAUCGACAAGAAUGAAGGGAGGUGGAGGCCACGGAGGAGGAGGAGGAGGUACCCCUAGUAAUCUUCCGGGCCCCGGUGGAUAUCAAUCCGCUCCUUUGAGCUCUCGGAAGGCACAGCCUUUGGAUAUGUCGACUGUGGAGAGGAGGAGUUCGUCAUCAAAGGAGAACCCCAAGAGGAUAAGACCUCAUGGACUUCAGGAGGCCCCGACCUACAGACCCACACCGGAGCAGUUCAAGGACCCUUUCGAGUACAUAAAGAGUAUUGCAGAGGAAGGGAAGAAGUACGGGAUUAUCAAGAUCAUUCCACCAGAUUCAUGGAAUCCGGAAUUUGCAGUUGAUACCGAGGUUUGUUGGGCCUCUCGUUCACUCGUUGGUGUUUUGGACGUUUUUACAAUAAACCACCCCCCUUCGCUACCGCGCUUGGUGUCGAGCAUCCUUCACCCACCUUUUCUUUCCUCUUGCUCGCCGUCUCAUAUAAUAAUUUAUUCUUUCAAUUCGUUGGAUGAUAGGGGAUGGAUUUGCUAAAAUUUUAUGUGUAGCGUUUCCACUUCCGAACAAGACGGCAAGAGCUCAACUCGGUUGAAGGAGGUAAUUCUAGCUCUCUUCACCCAAGUAAUUGUUUCGGUUAUAUCGGCAGUCACCAUUACUUUUUCUUUUCUUCCUCCCCCCUUUACUCGUCGUGAUGGCUGAUAUGAUAAUCUUUCAAUUUCUCUCGUGAUAUCUAGGCACUAGGGCGAAUUUGAAUUAUUUGGAUCAGUUGUCCAAAUAUCACAAGCAGCAUGGCACGAAUUUGAACCGAUUCCCGUCGGUCGAUAAACGUCCAUUAGACCUCUAUCGGUUGAAGAAAGCCGUUGAAAUUAGGGGCGGAUUCAGCAAUGUUUGCAAGCACAAGAAAUGGGCCGAGAUUGGUAGAGAUCUGGGAUAUUCAGGAAAAAUUAUGUCUAGUUUAUCUACCUCUCUCAAGAACUCGUACCAGCGCUAUCUACAUCCCUACGAAGAAUGGGUCAAGUCUGCGAAGCCUGGUGUGCAGCAGCAGAUUGAAGCGGAGCAGGGAGGUCCCAUAACACCUUCUGGAUCCCCUUUGAAAAAGCUGCCUGCAGAUAAACCGGCAAUGUCUCCGCUGAGUAGUCUACCUGAUUCGCCAGCAAUAAGAGCUUCCACCGCGCUCAACGCCUCAGUAGUGGGGACCCCAGAUAAGUCUGAUACAGAUAUGGCUGAUGCAACUCCAAUUCGCGGAUCUACACCCGCGGUAAAUGGUGGUUUUACAGCUGUAAACCCGGGGAGUGGAUUCACUCCAGUCAAUACCGGAGCCGGUGGAUUUACCUCGGUAAAUGUGUCCAAUGGUAUGAAGAGAGAGCUUGAUGCCAAUUCACGGAGAAGUGAGAAUGGAGCUACAUCCAGUAAGAGGAGUACUCCUGAGCUGAGGGCCGCCACAAUCCUUAAGCGGGGUCAUAGCCAGGAGGGUGGCUCUGGUGUUGAUAUUAAGGAGCAGUCCAAAGAGGCCGCUGUCGAUGAGUCAGAAAAUGGCGAACGAAGAAGCAAGCGACUUAAAAAGGGUAUGUUGUGUAAAUUUUCAUUUGUCCUGUUCUCUCUUUUUUUCUUGGUUGAUUUUUCGACAACGGGUGUGGUUGCACUUAACCGAGAUCGUUGGCUGAUCGACUUCCAGAGCCUGCACCUAUGGUUGCUGGGUCGCACAUGACUUUGCACAGGCCUUCUUCUACACCAAGAACUUUGGGUGGGGACCGAAACAAUAGUAAACCGGGAGAGGUAUUUUCAUUUGUUUGAUGUUUUUCGCUCCUGUGUUCUGACCAUUCAUCCCGCAGAAAUGCGAAAAAUGUGGUCGUGGUGAUGAUAUGGCCAAUCUAUUGCUCUGUGAGAGCUGCGACCACGGCUACCACACAUUUUGUCUUGAACCAGCACUCAAGAGCGUCCCCGACCGGGAUUGGUAUUGCGAUAGAUGCCUUGUCGGAACUGGCGACUAUGGGUUUGCCGAUGGCGAAAUUUACUCUCUGAGGCAAUUUCAAGAGAAGGCCAACAAUUUCAAAGAUUUGUAUUUUCAAUCGAAAAUGCCUUUUGACCCGGUCUUGAAUAAGCCGCGACAGGUCACCGAGGAUGAUGUUGAGAGGGAGUUUUGGAAGUUGGUGGAGAGUGUUCACGAGACUGUAGAGGUGGAGUAUGGUGCAGAUAUCCAUUCGACCACUCACGGAAGCGGCUUCCCGACCAUAGAGAAACAGCCGACGUACCCUUACGCGACGGAUCCUUGGAAUCUCAAUAAUCUGCCUCUGCAUCCUGAAUCCUUGUUUCGGCACAUUAAAUCUGAUGUUUCCGGGAUGACUGUGCCUUGGCUCUACGUCGGGAUGUGUUUUUCGACGUUCUGCUGGCAUAACGAGGACCAUUACACCUAUUCCGCCAAUUAUCAGCAUUUUGGGGCUACUAAAACGUGGUAUGGUAUUCCUGGGAGCGAUGCAAUGAAGUUUGAGGAUGCUAUGAGGGAAGCCGUGCCGGAAUUAUUUGAGCAGCAGCCCGAUUUGUUGUUCCAGUUGGUAACCUUACUAACCCCGCAGCACCUUAUGAAGGCCGGGGUCAAAGUUUAUGCAUUGGAUCAGAGGGCGGGACAAUUCGUGGUUACAUUCCCGCAGGCCUAUCAUGCAGGGUUUAAUCAUGGCGUGAGUUCCUUGCUAAGUGGCUGAUUUUGCAUAUUUUGAUUUGGACUGACUUGAUUGGGUAUAGUUCAAUUUUAAUGAAGCCGUUAAUUUUGCUCCCUCGGAUUGGGAGCCGUUUGGACAGGCUGGAGUUGAAAGAUAUCUAGAAUUCAGGAAGGCCCCUGUUUUCUCGCAUGAUGAAUUGCUUCUCACGGCCGCGGCUAGAGAUACUACCAUCAAGACUUCACAAUGGUAUGUUGAUUGAUUUGUUGUUCCGCGUUUGGGCUAGCUGAUAUUUUCACAGGCUUGCUCCCGCUCUUGCCCGUGUGCGAGACAGGGAACUCCAGGCACGUCGUGGAUUGCUCGAGCACUUGCCCGAUGUCAAGCAGGCGAUACUGCCUGAGGAUGAAGAGUUGAGCGAGGACCAAUAUCAGUGCGGGGUUUGCAAGGUUUACUGUUAUCUCUCACAGAUCACUUGCCCUUGCACUCCUAACGUUACGUGUCCAUCACAUUUCCGCGACAUCUGCGACUGCGAGGUUACAAGGCUUACUCUACGACUUCGGAUGACGGAUGAGAAUCUCGAGGAAUUGGUUCAGAGGGUGCAUGACAAAGCAAAUAUGCCGAGGGCGUGGGCGGUCAAGCUCGAAAAAUCUAUUGCGGAAAGUUCGCGACCGGCGCUUAAAGUGCUAAAGUCCCUUUUAUCCGAGGGCGAGCGAAUUCCAUGCUACAUCCCUGAGUUGGCGCCGCUCAAGGCAUUUGUGGAACGUGCUCAGGAGUGGGUCGAUGAAGCGACCCCUUUCAUAUCUCGCAAGCAGCAAAACCGGAGAAAAAAUGAGAAGGCAUGGAGGAGGAUGGGCUCAAAGGUUGCUGAGAUGGAGGAGAAGGAGCGCGAGCACAGGAAACUUGAUAGUAUCCUCAAGCUUCUGGAGAGAGCUGAGGAGAUCGGAUUCGAAUGCACUGAGAUUGAGCAGCUACGCGAACGUGCCGACCUUAUCCGGGAUUUUCAGCUACGUGCGAGGAAAGCCCUAGCGACCCCUGGGACUCUAUCCACGCCGAUGUAUGAGGAGUUGGUGGAAACCGGAAAGAACUUCAAUGUGGAUCUUGCGGAGACCGAUUUACUGGAGAAGAUUGUGCGACAGUUAAAGUGGGCCGACUCUGCUAGAGAUGCUAGGGCAAGGUUUUUGUCCCUCACCGAGGUGGCGGAACUGAUCAAGUCAGGCCAGGAAUUAGGGAUCCCCGACAGCAACGAGCAAAUGAUGCACUUCCGAAGCCAAAAAGAGGCUGGCGAUAUGUGGGAAAAAAAGGCGAAGGAAUUGAUGAGUGUUGAGGUUGUACAUUUUCAGCAGUUGGAGGCGCUUUCUGGCCAGGCGUCCACGUUACCUGUCUCUCGCGAGACGCUCGCACAAGUCGACCAAAUUCUAAACAAGCAACGGGAGGCUCAUCGCCAGAUUGUGGCGUUGUAUGAAAAGAGCAAGGAGGCGGAUUUUCACAAGAGGCCGAAGUAUAAAGAGGUUCGGGAUGUGCUAGAUGGGCUAACAGAGUUACACAGCAAACCGACGGGUACAAUUGACUUAGAAAAGGAGCAGAAGCGCCAUGAGGAUUGGAUGAGGCGGGGGAAGAAACUGUUUGGGAAGGCUAAUGCGCCCCUCCAUAUUCUUGCACAACAUAUGGCGUAUGUGGAGGGUCGUAAUAGGCACUGUUUUUGCUUGGAUGAUAGACCACGAACUCCAGUCGAGCCAUCCAGUAGGGAGCCGAGUCCGGAUUCUAAGAGUAAUGGACCGUUUGGCGAGGGGUCGAGGGGUGGUAGGCCGAGGGAAGUCUUCUGCAUAUGUAGACAGCCAGAGGCUGGCAUGAUGAUUGAGUGUGAGGUUUGCCAUGAAUGGUGAGGUUUGCAUUCUCUUCGGAGUGUUUUUGCUUUACUGACUUUGAUUAGGUACCACGGCAAGUGUCUUAAGAUCGCCAGGGGUAAGGUUAAGGAAGAUGAGAAGUAUACUUGUCCGAUCUGCGAUUACCGGGUCAAGAUACCACGUGAUGCGGCCCGACCGAAGCUUGAAGAGCUUAUCGAUUGGCAAGCAGAGAUUGAAAACCUUCCCUUCAUCCCGGAUGAGUUGGAUUGUCUUCACCGAAUUAUCGAUGCGGCCACUAGGUUUCGGGAUUGGGUUCGUCCGUUUACGGCCCCAAUUGGCCUUACGGGUGCGGAGGUGCCAACUAUGCGAUUCUAUCUCCGAAAGAUUGAAGGUGCCGAAAUCCUUCUCUCGCAAGAAACAAACUUCUUCCGGACAGAGCUGCACAAGUGGAUGCCCAUCGCCCCCGAGCCACCCCCAGUUGUCGAAGUCUCCAUGUCGACCCGCAAGCCCCGCCCAACAAAGCAGCAAAAGCUAAUGGCAUCUAUGGGCAUCACUAACCCGGACGACCUCCCGCCUCAACUCCGAACAAAGGCGCACUCCUUUUCCAAGAAGAAGCCCUCGGAAGCCAAUGGCAAGCCUCCACCACCAAUCAAGCCCGCCCCAUCGAAAGGCUCAAUGGCCUCCUCCUCCCCAGUAACCCCGACUAGCCAAACCCAUUCCCUCCUCGGCCACUCUUCCUCCCAACCCCCUCCGUCCCAGCCUCAAUUCGACUACCCCCGCUUUGGCAGCACUGGCCCAUCGGCGCAGUCUUCGCCAACUUUCACUCUUGCCCAUGCCUCCUCGAGCUCAAGUUCUGGAAACGGCGCCUCGUCGUCCUCCUCACAGCACCAACGCCUGGGAUCCCCAGUUCUCAUGAACAACCCUGGUCGCGGCCCAACCCUUGAUCCAGCACUCUUCAACCCUUCGGCAUUCUCUGGUGAUCACAAUGGACUCGGCUCUGGGGGUGUUGGAGGUGGACCCGGAAGUCCGCAGUAUAGCAGCACCAAUCCAAUGUUCUCUCUGGCUGAGGACUCGUCGGAUCUUUACUCGAAGGACGAGACUAGUGGCGGGGUCAGUUACGAAACACUGGCGGCAGAGGCGUUGAACACGGCUGGAGAGGCGCUGGAUGAGAAGUUGGCGGACCAAUUCUUGGCGUCUUAGUUAGCGUAGAUUGGUCCUCCUGUGGUGGGCAUUUAUAAUUUUGAAGGGUGGAUUUUUUCUAGUUUCUGUUUGCCUGCCUGCUGGUUUUCGUUAUUGCAGGUUGGACUAUGGGUUUUUUUUUCUUUACCUUUUUUUCACAUUCUUGUACUUUAGGGGUUUAUUUGUGUUUUUCCCUCAUCCUCCCUUAUUUCUAUUUUUUAUUUUCUCUUUUUAAUUCCUUUGAUGACUUUUCUUUUUUCUUUUUUCUUUCCAACCUCAAAUGGUUAAUGGUAUUUAGCUUUUUCUUCAUUUUUUUUUUCUUUUUUCUCUUCUGCUAUUUUUAUCGGUACCGGUGGGUCGCUUGCUUGAUUGGGAUUUUUUCAUUUUAUAGUCUACGUUCUGUUCAUGCUGUUAGUAUAGGUGGUGGUGGUGAUGGUAUGGGUGAUGGUAUAGGUGAUGGUAUAUGUGGUAGCAUAGGUGGUAGCAUAGGUGGUGGUAUGGCACCGUAGUAUAGCCCAAAUAAAGUACAGCCUGUUCGCAUAGCAUCCAUGGUUACUUGCUUGUUAUGUACAAUCGUACUGGGCGCCGCUCGUGGUAGUUUCUGGUUCAGAUUUUUCUGGAGAUUCAAUCCAAUUAUAACUAGUCAUCGCGUAUACUGGCAUCUCGCGUUGGCUUGUUAAAAUUCAAGACUUU
This is a messenger RNA of Tuber aestivum (summer truffle), 6427 nucleotides long. The record is from the annotation of a GenBank genome assembly. NCBI's taxonomy places the organism in Eukaryota, Fungi, Ascomycota, Pezizomycetes, Pezizales, Tuberaceae.